GGAACGCUAGUGUUGGCCCGGCGGCCGCGUUUAUCCGGUGGUGAUAAAAAAAAGUUCCCGAUAAAAUUGUUAAAAGAUGAUCGGCGAUUCUAGCACACAAUUGUGACACGAAUAUUGAAACUGCAAAUAUGCCUGGAAGACAGUCGCAUGGCAGGUCGCUAUUGAAGCAGCCCAAUACGAGGACAAAGUCUAAGAAGAAGUCGGUCGAUGCAUUUUCUGCUGCGCAGCAACAAAUUGGAGAGCGUCACAAAGUCAGACAAAGUCGAUUGGGCCAUGCUGAAGGUGGGAACAGACCUGGAAAGCGAAAUAGGGAUGAGGAUGAUGAAGAAGACGACGAGGAUGAAGAGUCUAGUGCGAAGAAACAAAAAAAGGGUCCAAAGAAAGGUCGAUUCGAUGAGCUAGAUAUUGACGAGGGAAGCGACAGUGAAGGAAACGCAUGGAAAAUGGGAGUGGUGGACAGUGAUGACGAUAGCGAUAUCGACAGCGAUGAAGCGUUUGGAGAGAGUGAUGAGGAGAAAUUUGAAGGAUAUGCGUUUUCAGGGAGCUCGAGUACCAAGAGUGCGAAGAAACAUAUUUCACGGAAUAAAGACCUAAACCUGGAUGAGGACGAUGAUGGCGAAAACUCGGGGUCAGAGUUGGAGGAAGGUGACCUAGGAGAGGGUGCGGUUGAUCUUGCAGAUAUGCUGGAUGCUUCAUCAGACGAUGAUGACGAAGAUGAGGCUGAAGGCUCGAACAAAUCUGGUUUCGACGAUGAGGAUGAAGAAAGCGACGAAGAGUCUUCUGCAUCCUCUGCCGACGAUGAAGACGAAGACGAUUCUACAGAUCCAUCAAAACUGGCGGCACUGCAAAAUCUCAUCGCGAACCUUCCGCAAAAUGAAGGCAAAGCCCUUGCAAAACAGCGGAGUGAUGGGGCAAGCGAAUAUGCUACUCCCUCGGACUUUGGUCUCACAUCGAAGAACAAACUUACAUUAGAGGACCUUGGUCUACCUAAAAUCAGUGACCCUCAAAUCAAAAAGUCUCUAAAGUUUUUAGAAACAGGCGACGGCAAGAAAAAGGUUGCUGGCAAGCUAGAAGUGCCCCUUGCAAGACGUCAACAAGACCGCCUCGAUCGCAGCGUAGCCUACGAUAAAAGUAAAGAAACCUUGGAUAGAUGGACGGAUACCGUAAAGCAUAAUCGACGAGCAGAUCAUUUGGUUUUCCCUCUGGCGGAUCCAGAUGCAGAUUCUGCACGCGCAAACACCCGACUUCAAUCAACAAUACAGUCUAAACCAUUUAAUGAGCUUGAAGCAACUAUCCAGAGUAUUCUUGAGGAGAGUGGACUGGCAACUGCAGGUGGUAGAGAUGACGAGGAUAAGAUUCGAGAAUUUGAGGAAUUAGAAAUGAACAAACUGUCGAUGGAGGAAGUGAAAGCUCGUAGAGAUCAGUUACGAAUGGCGCGAGAGCUCCUUUACCGAGAAGAGCUCAAGGCAAAGCGAGUAAAGAAAAUUAAGAGCAAGUCGUACCGCAAAGUCCAUCGAAAACAGCGUGAAAAGGAAGAGGCGAAAAAUAGAGCAGCUCUCGAGGAGGGAGGUUUCGUUCCCUCUGAAGAUGAGCUAGAGGCUCAGGACAGACGGCGUGCAACUGAGAGAAUGGGGGCAAAGCACCGAAAUAGCAAAUGGGCCAAGGCCACAAAAGCUAUGGGUCGGGCAGCAUGGGAUGAAGAUGCUAGAGAUGGAAUCACGGAAAUGGCACGAAGAGAGGAAGAGUUACGAAAAAGGGUAGAAGGACGGGCGGUGAGAAAAGAGUUUGAAGAUGACUCGGACGAAUCAAUGGCUGAUUCUGAUGAUCUUCUGAGCGACGAUGAAGAAAUGGAGCAGAAGCGACUACUUCGACGCCUGGAAAAGGUCGGGAAAGACAAUGUUAUCGAUGACUCCGCACCGGGUGCAAAACUGGCAAAUAUGAAAUUCAUGCGUAAUGCAGAGGAAUCACGCAGAAAGGCAAAUGGCGCUAUGAUAGAGGAAAUGCGGAAAGAGCUCGCAGGAGAGGAGAGCGCUAGUGGAGAGGAUGAAGACGGUGAUAUUGGGCGUAGAAUAUUUGGACCUGGGUCCAAAGCCAAAGAUGCUACGCCGAAACCACAGAAGCUUAAUGAAUUUGAAGAAGCUGCAGACUCAGAGGAUGAGGAGGGAAAUAUGGAUGUAGAGUUCACAGGGGUUGAUAAUGACCCGAGAACAGCUGCGAGCGCACCAAAAUCAAAGAAGACUAAUGGCGCGACCAAAACUUUUGGAAAUCCAUCUGCGGAGGAAGCAGAGGUAGCUACUGAAGGUGGAGCGUGGUCGAAGGUACCCCUCAAAUCCGGUAUGGUCAGCAAGAAGGAGGCAAACAAACGCAGACAUAAAAGCAACAACGCCAUGGAUGUCGAAGAGCUUGAUCUCUCACAAGCUGCUAUAAUGGCCAAGCAGCCCAAAUCAAAAAAGGCCAAGUCCAAAACAGCCCAGAUUCUCGAGGCUUCUGAUGAAGACAGUGAGGAUGAUGGUGCUAUUCACCUCCCAUUCGCUAUCAAAGAUCAAGAGCUUAUCAAGCGUGCUUUCGCUGGAGCUGAUGUUGUCGGCGAUUUUGAAGCCGAGAAAAAACAGACGAUUGAGGAUGACGAUGAAAAAGUCAUUGAUAAUACCAUACCUGGUUGGGGAAAUUGGGUAGGAGACGGCGUGAGCAAAAGAGAAAAGGCAAAGAAUAAGGGAAGAUUCCUUACCAAGUCCGAGGGUAUCAAGGAGCAAAACAGGAAAGAUGCAAAGCUUGACCGCGUGAUCAUUAAUGAGAAACGUGUCAAGAAGGUACGUAUCUCACCGCCGUUAGCCAUGAUUACAUUUGCUAAUGAAGAAUUCAGAAUGGCAAAUACUAUGCUUCACAACUACCUCAUCCUUUCGAGAACCGCCAACAAUAUGAGCGUUCAUUACGACUGCCAGUUGGUCCAGAAUGGGCCACUAAGGAGACUUUCCAGGACUCGACCAAGCCGAGAGUCAUGGUCAAGCAAGGCAUUAUUGCUCCUAUGUCAAAGCCUUUGUUCUAGACUGAUGGAUGUGGGGUCCAAAAUUAUCAUAAUUUUAAUAACAUGUGCUGUGCUUGCCUGUCAGUCCAAGAUCCAGGGUUAAGAAACACCGCACGUUAAGGUACCAUGUCCACUAACUUACGUACCUCAUAGAAACAUGUAUCACGAAAAGUUUUACUCGAGCUCAAUGAAAGAAAUAAAAUCGUAGCACGAAGCAUGUGCUGUUCUUGCCCAAUGGUUUUUGAAUCAGGUAUUGGACUGAUUUGAUUUGUGACUUUUCAAAACCCUAAUUACAUCUUAUAGCAAAUCCAACUUUUGUAUGGGACCCAAUCAAUAACUACUAUUAUUUGGAAGAGGCUGGCUAUUGGAUUCGCUCAAUGCAUCAAGCUAGUGUUUAUGGCUUAGUCGCAUCAUUGAACUCCUUGACCUUGGUAAAUAGUCAGAGUCUUUUGAGAAAUCUCAAACCUUACUUCUCUCCCAGACCAUUUGCGUAUUUGAUCAGCUGGUCUCUUUUACUUCUUCAUAAAAAUAAGGACACCCUUUAGUCUUGCCUCUAGAUUGCAAGGCUCCGAAGAGCUUCAUUCAAAACACCUCACUUUAUCUUU
Molecule: messenger RNA, 3630 nt
Organism: Sclerotinia trifoliorum
Lineage: Eukaryota; Fungi; Ascomycota; Leotiomycetes; Helotiales; Sclerotiniaceae
Source: the annotation of a GenBank genome assembly